Molecule: messenger RNA, 6592 nt
Organism: Poecilia latipinna (sailfin molly)
Lineage: Eukaryota; Metazoa; Chordata; Actinopteri; Cyprinodontiformes; Poeciliidae
Exons: 26
Coding region: 531-6377 (1948 amino acids)
Molecular function (GO): protein binding
Source: RefSeq, a predicted model, not a curated record
ACCCAAUUCAUUUUGUUUUCUUAGAGAUUGUUCUCACGCCACGGAUUUAUGCAUUUUGCCAAUUUUGCACAGUUUCUUGUUCACCUCUGAUACGCCCAGAAAGCUACAAAAUAAUCUGAAUAUUUCUACAGAUGACAGGACUCUGACUUUUACUAGAAGUUUGACAUUGAAUGAAAACAAGCAGAGUACAAUCUCCUGUGCUAUUCCUGUGCUGCCACCUGCUUGCAUGACUUUUUAAUCUCACAAAUUAAAAUAUUGGAAAUAGACUUUUGAUUAAAAAAAAAAAGCCUUUUACUGCAAAGUGAAUUUCUAUGAACUCUGGUGUUGUUUUCUUAGAACUAUGCUCUUCCUCAUUCUUGUAUUGUCAGCUGCUGGUAACUGCCACACCCACCUCAAAUACCGAUAAACAUGCUGUACAUCUCAAGAUUUUGUUGUAGGUCAUUAGCUUGUAUAAGUUGUGAAAUACAUUCUUAGUGUUUGAAUUUAGAAGAUAUUAUCUGGAUACUUUAUUUUUUCUGAAGCUUUCGCUGAUGGCUUACAGACUGAUCCUGUUUGGGCUCACAGGCGCCCUGCUGAGUGUUGCUAGCGCCCAAAGCCAUCAGUACUACUUUGUGAACACUUUGCUUACAUGGACAGAAGCUCAGAGUGUCUGCAGACGGGACUACACUGAUCUGGCCACCAUUGAAAGCACAGCUGAUGUUGAUAACUUUCUAAAUACCACCUCCAGUUAUACGGGCAAGGCAUGGAUCGGUCUCUACGACGACACAAUGAACAGCUGGAAAUGGUCCCUAAAUGACAGCAGCUUCUAUGGUCCUGGAGAAUAUUCAUUUAGGAACUGGCAACCUGGCCAACCCGACGAUUAUUAUGGACAACAGCAUUGUGUUCAGUUUAAUGGUUCUAGUGUUAACUCACUGGGCCAGUGGGAUGACGCUGGGUGCAUGGAGACAAUGCAAUUUUUGUGCUAUAAUGGUACAGUAGGUGGAUCACCAUCCUAUGUUUUGAGUAGCAUUUCACUAACCUGGACAGAAGCUCAGAAAUUCUGCCGUGAGAAUUAUGUUGAUCUGGCCAGUGUACGAAAUCAGACAGAAAAUGAAAUCAUCAGAACCCUAGUAGGUGCCAGCACUGUUUUCAUUGGACUGUAUCGGGAAAAGCUGUGGUCUGAUGGCAGCGACUCUCUGUUUCGAUACUGGGCGGAUGGCGAACCCAAUGGUCCCUCUGGUGAUCAGUGUGUUGCUGGAUCAUUUAAUGACUCUGGAAGAUGGUCGGAUGAAAGUUGCAGCCUCAGUUUGCCAUUCGUCUGCUACAAACCAAUUCCACCAAAUGCAGAAGGUUUUACAGCUUCAGCACAGGAUGAGAGCAGCAUCACUCUGCAGUGGAACAAGAUCAACAACAGCACCAGCUUUGUUCUCCAGUUUAAUGGUGUGGAGACAUUCAUCAGUGCCCCAGUUGCAGAUGGACCAGUAACCCACACAGUCUCAUCUCUCUCUCCUGCAACAAACUACACAUUCACUCUCUUCUCUGUUCUUGACAACAUCAGGAGCAGUGGCAUCAGCAUUACUGCAGCUACUGCUCCUUGUUCCAGGUGUCAGUGUUGUCCUUCUGGCACAGAGUGCAUCACCACCAAUGGAGUUGCUGAAUGCCUUGACCCCUGUGCCACCUACACUGUACUGAAUGAUGCCUGGCGUUCAACAGAGAAUACAGACUAUUCAGCCUUACACUGUGACUAUUACAUUGACUGGAGUGGUUGGUAUCGCUUUUAUUUGGGUCAGACCAGCGCUCAGAUUCCAGAGAAAUGUGUAGCAGAAAACAGCUGUGGAGCCUAUGGUCCUAUGUGGAUAACUGAGCCUCAUCCAGUCCAGCUUAAUGAAAUCGCAACUCGCACUGUGUGUAACGCCUGGGUGGAUUCCUGCUGCCUUUUUCCCUCACACACCAUCCAGAUCAAACGUUGUUAUGGAUACUACGUCUACAAACUUCAAAGGCCAUCUGCAUGUUGGGUGGCAUAUUGUACAGAACCUCAACCCUUCAGAGUAUCGACACAAGAUGAGAGCAGCAUCACUCUGCAGUGGAACAAGAUCAACAACAACAGCAGCACCAGCUUUAUUCUGCAGUUUAAUGGCACAGAGAUAAACAUCACUGCACCAGAUGGAGAUGGACCAGUGAACUACAAAGUCUCAUCUCUCACUGCUGGAACCAGAUAUAUAUUCACUCUCUUCACUGUGUUUGAAAAUGUGAGAAACGGUGGAGAGCAACUGGGAGCUCUAACUGCUCCUCGAAAUGCAGAAGGAUUUAUGAAGUCGGGACAAACUGACAUCAGCAUCACUCUGCAGUGGAACAAGAUCAACAACAGCACCAGCUUUGUUCUCCUGUUUAAUGGUGUGGAGACAUUCAUCAGUGCCCCAGUUGCAGAUGGACCAGUAAACUACACAGUCUCAUCUCUCUCUCCUGCAACAAACUACACAUUCACUCUCUUCUCUGUUCUUGACAACAUCAGGAGCAGUGGCAUCAACAUUACUGCAGCUACUGGCGCCCUGCUCAGUGUUGCUAGCGCCCAAAGCCAUCAGUACUACUUUGUGAACGCUUUGCUUACAUGGACAGAAGCUCAGAGUGUCUGCAGACGGGACUACACUGAUCUGGCCACCAUUGAAAGCACAGCUGAUGUUGAUGACUUUCUAAGUACCAGCUCAAACUAUACAGGCAAGGCAUGGAUCGGUCUCUACGACGACACAUUAAACAGCUGGACAUGGUCCCUAAAUGACAGCAGCUUCUAUGGUCCUGGAGAAUAUUCAUUUAGGAACUGGGAUAAUGGCCAACCCGACGAUUAUUAUGGACAACAGCAUUGUGUCAGGUUUUCCGGCUCUAGUGUUAACUCACUGGGUCAAUGGGAUGAUGCUGGGUGCAUGGAGACAAUGGAAUUUGUGUGCUAUAAUGGUACAGUAGGUGGAUCACCAUCCUAUGUUUUGAGUAGCAUUUCAUUAACCUGGACAGAAGCUCAGAAAUUCUGCCGUGAGAAUUAUGUCGACCUGGCCAGUGUACGAAAUCAGACAGAAAAUGACAUCAUCAGAACCCUAAUAGGUUCCAGCACUGUUUGGAUUGGACUGUAUCGGGAAAAGCUGUGGUCUGAUAGCAGCGACUCUCUGUUUCGAUACUGGGCGGAUGGCGAACCCAAUAAUCCCUCUGGUGAUCAGUGUGUUGCUGGAUCAUUUAAUGACUCUGGAAGAUGGUCGGAUGAAAGCUGCAGCCUGAGUUUGCCAUUCGUCUGCUACAAACCAAUCCCACCAAAUGCAGAAGGUUUUACAGCUUCAGCACAGGAUGAGAGCAGCAUCACUCUGCAGUGGAACAAGAUCAACAUCAACACCAGCUUUGUUCUCCUGUUUAAUGGUGUGGAGACUUUCAUCAGUGCCCCAGUUGCAGAUGGACCAGUAACCCACACAGUCUCAUCUCUCUCUCCUGCAACAAACUACACAUUCACUCUCUUCUCUGUUCUUGACAACAUCAGGAGCAGUGGCAUCAACAUUACUGCAGCUACUGCUCCUUGUCCCAGCUGUCAGUGUUGUCCUUCUGGCACAGAGUGCAUCACCACCAAUGGAGUUGUUGAAUGCCUUGACCCCUGUGCCACCCACACUGUACUGAAUGAUGCCUGGCGUUCAACAGAGAAUACAGACUUUUCAGCUUUGCACUGUGACCAGUACAUUGCCUGGAGUGGUUGGUAUCGCUUUUAUUUGGGUCAGACCAGCGCUCAGAUUCCAGAGAAAUGCAUAGCAGAAAGAAGAUGUGGAACCGUUGCUCCUUUGUGGAUAACUGAGCCUCAUCCAGUCCAACUUAAUGAAAUCGUAACUCGGACUGUGUGUAACGCCUGGGUGGAUUCCUGCUGCCUUUUUCCCACACACACCAUCCAGAUCAAACGUUGUUAUGGAUACUAUGUCUACAAACUUCAACAGCCGUCUGUAUGUUGGACGGCAUAUUGUACAGAACCUCAACCCUUCAGAGCUCAACCCUUCAGAGUAUCGACACAAGAUGAGAGCAGCAUCACUCUGCAGUGGAACAAGAUCAACAACAGCAGCAGCAGCAGCUUUAUUCUGCAGUUUAACGGCACAGAGAUAAACAUCACUGCACCAGAUGGAGAUGGACCAGUGAACUACACAGUCUCAUCUCUCACUGCUGGAACCAGAUAUAUAUUCACUCUCUUCACUGUGUUUGAAAAUGUGAGAAACAGUGGAGAGCAACUGGGAGCUCUAACUGCUCCUCUGAAUGCAGAAGGAUUUAUGAAGUCAGGACAAACUGACAUCAGCAUCACUCUGCAGUGGAACAAGAUCAACAACAGCACCAGCUUUGUUCUCCUGUUUAAUGGUGUGGAGACUUUCAUCAGUGCCCCAGUUGCAGAUGGACAAGUAAACUACACAGUCUCAUCUCUCACUCCUGCAACAAACUACACAUUCACUCUCUUCUCUGUUCUUGACAACAUCAGGAGCAGUGGCAUCGACAUUAUUGCAGCUACUGGUCCGUGUACCGGCUGUCGGUGUUGUCCUGAUGGCACAGUGUGCAUCACCACCAAUGGAGUUGCUGAAUGCAUUGACGCCUGUGUGAAUUACAAUGUACUGAACGAUGCCUGGCGUUCAACAGAGAACACAGACUAUUCAUGGCACUGUGACCGGGACAUUUACUGGAGUGGUUGGUAUCGCUUUUACUUGGGUCAGACCAGCGCUCAGAUUCCAGAGAAAUGUGUAGCAGAAAGAAGAUGUGGAACUCAUGCUCCUUUGUGGAUAACUGAGCCUCAUCCAGUCCAGCUUAAUGAAACCGUAACUCGCACUGUGUGUAACGCCUUGUAUGGUUCCUGCUGCCAUUUUCCCACACACACCAUCCAGAUCAAACGUUGUUAUGGAUACUACAUCUACAAACUUCAACAACCGUCUACAUGUUGGCUGGCAUAUUGUACAGAACCUCAACCCUUCAGAGUAUCGACACAAGAUGAGAGCAGCAUCACUCUGCAGUGGAACAAGAUCAACAACAACAGCAGCAGCAGCUUUAUUCUGCAGUUUAACGGCACAGAGAUAAACAUCACUGCACCAGAUGGAGAUGGACCAGUGAACUACACAGUCUCAUCUCUCACUGCUGGAACCAGAUACACAUUCACUCUCUUCACUGUGUUUGAAAAUGUGAGAAUCAGUGUAGAGCAACUGACAGCUGUCACAACUCCUCGAAACACAGAAGGAUUUAUAAAGUUAGAUCAAGAUGAGAGCAGCAUCACCCUGCAGUGGAAUAAGAUCAACAACAGCACCAGCUUUGUUCUCCAGUAUGACGGCGUCGAGACAUUCAUCAGUUCACCAGAUGGAGAUGGACCAGUGAACUACACAGUAUCAUCUCUCACUGCUGGAACCAGAUACACAUUCACUCUCUUCUCUGUGUUUGAGAACGUCAGAAGCAGUGGAGUCAGCAUUGCUGUGGUCACUGUUCCUUCAAAUGCACAAAACUUCCGACCAUCGUCAGAAGAUGAGAGCAGCAUCACUCUGCAGUGGAAUAAAAUCAACGACAUCACCAGCUUUGUUCUCCAGUUUAAUGGAUCAGAGACAUUCAUCAGGUCACCAGAUGGAGAUGGACCAGUAACUCACACAGUGUCAUCUCUCACUGCUGGAACCAGAUACACAUUCACUCUAAUUUCUGUGCUUGAAAAUUUGACCAGCAGUGGAAUCAGCAUUGCAGCAGCUACUGCACCUGAAAAUGCAGAAGGAUUGACAGUGUCAGAUCAGGAUGAGAGCAGCAUCACUCUGCAGUGGAACAAAAUCAACAACAGCACCAGCUUUGUUCUCCAGUUUAACGGCAUACAGACAUUCAUCAGUUCACCAGAUGGAGAUGGACCAGUAACUCACACAGUCUCUUUUCUCACUGCUGGAACCAGAUACACAUUCACUCUCUACUCUGUGUUUGAGAACGUCAGAAGCAGUGGAGUACAACUUACUGCUGUCACUGUUCCAGCAAACGCAGAGGGCUUCAGAGCAUCAGAACAAGAUGAGACCAGCAUCACUCUGCGAUGGAAUAAAGUCGGCAUCAACACCAGCUUUGUUCUGCAGUUUAACGGCACAGAGACAAACAUCAGAGCACCAGAUGGAGACGGACCAAUGAAACACACAGUCACAUCUCUGACCGCUCGUACAAACUACACAUUCACCCUGUUCUCUGUGUUUGAAAAUGCCAGAAGCAGUGGAGUCAGCAUACUUUCAGCUACUGGUCCAAAUUAUGUUUUGGGAUUGAAUUUGAAGUUGGAGCUUCUUGGAGAAAUGUCAGAAUCAGAGAUGGAAGAUGCUUUGAUAGAGCUCUUCAGAAAAUAUAAUCUGCCACCACAGUUUACUCUGAAAAUCAUUUCUUCCAAACCUUCUGGAUAAUUCAUCUGUAACGUUGUUUCCUUUCCCUGAAAUAACGUGGUUUGUUACUAAUUUCAAUUGUAAUGUUUUCCAGAAUUGACUUUCUUUUGCGUAAUAUUUUAAUCUCUUUUUGUUGAUUAAGACCUGAGCUAAGGUUUUCUUGUAUUUGCAUGAAUCAUAUGUGUGCAUUCUUCUAUUUUUUGCCUCUAAAUAAAGUUUUGGGGAUCUAUAAAUUG